Messenger RNA from Funneliformis caledonium, 2079 nucleotides. The record is from the annotation of a GenBank genome assembly. Lineage: Eukaryota; Fungi; Glomeromycota; Glomeromycetes; Glomerales; Glomeraceae.
AUGAACUUUUCUUUAAAAAAUAAUUCAAAUGACGAAGAUGACCUUAAGAAUCUCAUUAAAACUAGAGAAUAUUCGGAAAUUUCUGCGAUCAAAGUAGUUGAAUCUUGUCCAAUUAAUGAAACAAAUAGCAAAGGAAAAUUCGAGAAUUCAUCUUUUAAUUUCGACGUCAAAACUUAUGAAAAACAAUCAGAAACUCCCAUUCCUGUUCCCAAAACAGAUAAUCCAAAUCCAUUAACUGAAAAGUCCAAUGAAAGUUUAAAUCCAUCAGAAGUAAACCAUGAAUGGUAUUCACGAUUUGACACUGCUUGGUAUUUUUCAACCACCAACGAUAAUAAAGUGAUCAAAAAUAACGAAGCUGAAUCUGCAGCAAAUCCAAAAUCAAAUGAAAAAAAUAAUUACAAUUUGAGAAAACAACCAAACAACUCAAAUCGAUCAAAGCGUUUAAAAAAAUCUCACGAAUCUCAAAAAAUCAUGAGCCUCUUUGGAAGGUGUUUAAUUUCAAAUAGAAAAUCUGAAUGGGAAAGGCUCGUGGUUCGUGAAGAAACGGAUUAUGAACACGAUAAUUACGAACUUCAAAGUCAAGGUGAAUUGUUACCUAUCCUUAAAAAAGAUAGAGAGAAGGAACACACUCCUGAUGAAAAACGUAAUAAAAAAGAUACAUCAAUCAUUAUUCGUAAGGGAACUCCCAUCGCUAUUCGUCCAAACAUAUCUUAUGAAAGUCAUCAUUUGAAUCCUAAUAAAUUCUGGACAUGGAAAGGUACUAAUUCUUCAUCCGAAAAUUUAUUUGAGACCAUAAAUUAUGCAGAGUUUGAUGAUUUAUAUAUAAGUCAAAAAGAUUUUGAAGAGUCAAUUAGAACAAAAUUCACACAAUCGUCAACUCGAUUAUUAUUACCACGCGCAGCAACAAUUUUCCCUGCUAAUUUUCAACAGACACUGUUUCAGUCCACGUUAACUGGUAAUGCAAAGCAGCAUGCUGACAUUGACCACAAUAAAAUUCGACUUCAACGUUCUGAAAACCUAAAACCUCUUAUACCUAAUAAAGAUCUCGUGUUUGGAAGAGCGUUUACAGAUCAUAUGUUAACAAUCGAAUGGAAAGUGGAACAAGGGUGGUUUGAUCCAAUCAUUCAACCUUACGGGAAAAUCUCUCUAGAGCCUAGUGCUAUGGUGUUCCAUUAUUCUUUCGAAUGCUUUGAGGGGUUGAAAGCUUAUAAAGAUAAGAAUGGGGAAAUAAGGUUAUUUAGGCCAGACAUGAAUAUGCAAAGAUUUAAAAGAUCGGCCGCAAGAAUUACAUUACCGGAUUUCAAUGAAGGCGAAUUAUUAGAAUGUUUAAAAAAACUCGUUCGUCUCGAAGAACGUUGGAUUCCGGCUGAAAGAGGAUUUUCAUUGUACAUUCGUCCAACACUUAUUGGAAUUCAGACAACAUUAGGGGUUGGAGAAUGUUCACAUGCUCUUCUUUUCAUCAUUUGUUCCCCUGUUGGCCCUUAUUAUAAGACAGGUUUCAGUGCUGUUCAGUUGUUAGCUACAACUGAUUGUGUUAGAGCCUGGCCUGGUGGUACCGGAAACGCAAAGAUUGGUGGAAACUAUGCACCUUGUGUAAAACCUCAACUUGAAGCUGCCGAGAAAGGGUAUCAGCAAAAUUUGUGGUUAUUUGGUGAUGACGAUGAAAUCACUGAAGUUGGCACAAUGAACUGUUUCGUCCAUUUAAAAAAUGAACAGGGUGAAAAAGAACUCGUUACACCCCCAUUAGAUGGAACUAUUCUUGCAGGGGUGACUCGUGAUUCUAUAUUAAGCCUUGCGCGAUCAUGGAAUGAAUUUAAAGUGUCUGAGCGUAAGAUUACAAUGCUUGAAGUUAUAAAGGCUCAAGAAGAGGGUCGUUUAUUAGAAAUGUUUGGGGCAGGUACCGCAUGUAUUGUAAGUCCCAUAAAAGGGAUUCAUUAUCGUGGACGCGAUUUUAAUGUUCCCUUAGAUCCAAAUGAUACUUCUAGGGCUGCAGGGCCUAUUACUAAAAGAUUUGCUGAUAUAUUAAUGGGCAUACAAUAUGGAGAAAUUCCACACGAAUGGUCUGUGAUAGUACCCUAA